AAAGCGGAAGAGAUUUGAUUUCUGACGAAGAGUUUGCGGUCAGUCAUUCCCCACCCUCAGCACGCAACAACAUGUUUUCGUCAUUACUCUUUAAAAGUUCACCGUGUUACUUCCUUCAAAGUUUUAAACAUAUUUACUCCACCUUGCAUACAUGGAAGACACCUACCAGAAGUGUAAUGGCACCAAACAGUGUUGACUUGAGAAACAGUCAUCAAAGAUACGUCGCAAAAUCACCUACCAUUGUUGGUUAUUUCUUUCCUCGAAACAAAAGAAUUCGUAAGGAAUAUACAGAUGCCAUUGAUAUUGUCAUUGAAAACAACCCAGAGAAGAUUGAUAAAAUUGCUACCCUGAUGUCUUGUAGCAACGAACAAGCUGAGAAAUUGGUCCGUGCAGAUUCCAGAUUAGUCACAGUGAUAAGCUUUCAGAAGGUGCAGAGCACAAUUUCUAAGCUCCGACAGGCAGGAUUUUCAGCAGACAGCAUUAUCAAAUAUUCCGGCAUAUUUUCCAGGAAUUUGGGAGCUUUACAGCGUCGACUAGAUGACAUGCAGUUGUUCCGUAAGUACCAUUACUCAAUGGAGUGCGUGUUUAUGGGUCAAGAAAAGUAUGAGAAAAUACGUGGCAUGCUUCUGAGGGAAGCCAUAUUAAUGGGCCAGCAUCCAACAAGAUUGAGCUAUUUGUCCGAAUUGCUGGAGUGCAGUGAAAAUCAGCUGCAGGAAGCUAUUGCAUCUGGUUGUACCAUCUUGAGAAAAAGGAAAUUGUCAGUCCUGAAGGUUGUAGUUAAUCUGUAUGUCAGAAAUGGAAUAACAAAGAAAGACAUUGUUGAUAAUAUCGGUAUACUUCGCUUAAAACCUCUCGAUUGUAAACAGCGCCUGAAAGUAUUGAUACAACCAUACUAUGACAAAGACAAAAAAAUUGAAAUGCUAUAUAAACCCCGAAAGUUAUUUUACGUAAGUCACAGGAAUUAUUCAGAAAAUCGAGAGGCACUUGGCACACAUGAAGACAAGUACCACUAUUUACAAGAGCGCCUGAACUUCAGUAGACUGGAGCUUGAACUAUUAUUCAUCAAAGCUCCUAUAAUCAGGAUAACUUCUCCAAGACGUUUGAAGAGAGUCCUAGAUAUUCUCUUGGAUGAAUUUGGUUUCUCUACCCAAACAAUAUUCCGAAAUUAUCACCUUCUAUUUUUCAGUGAAAACAGAUUGAAGCAUCGGUGGAGAAUUUUAGAAAAUUUUGAUUUGCACGAGAGUGAUAAAAUUGCUGACUUAAUUUUACCUAAGAAAAAGUUUGAAAUGAAAUAUCAUGAGACUUCUUCUUCUGAUGAAGAAUUUUUAGAUGAUAAAUCAUAACAACAGCUUCUCUUAUUUC
Octopus sinensis (East Asian common octopus) is the source of this 1362-nucleotide messenger RNA. RefSeq lists its product as uncharacterized. Gene Ontology annotation, cellular component: mitochondrial matrix. The transcript is spliced from 2 exons. The record is from RefSeq and is a predicted model, not a curated record. Gene Ontology annotation, biological process: termination of mitochondrial transcription; regulation of DNA-templated transcription. The coding region runs from base 72 to 1343 and encodes 423 amino acids. Gene Ontology annotation, molecular function: double-stranded DNA binding. Lineage: Eukaryota; Metazoa; Mollusca; Cephalopoda; Octopoda; Octopodidae.